Messenger RNA from Thalassophryne amazonica, 1800 nucleotides. RefSeq names its product cAMP-dependent protein kinase inhibitor alpha-like. The transcript has 3 exons. Gene Ontology annotation, cellular component: nucleus; cytoplasm. The record is from RefSeq and is a predicted model, not a curated record. Gene Ontology annotation, molecular function: cAMP-dependent protein kinase inhibitor activity. Gene Ontology annotation, biological process: negative regulation of cAMP-dependent protein kinase activity. NCBI's taxonomy places the organism in Eukaryota, Metazoa, Chordata, Actinopteri, Batrachoidiformes, Batrachoididae. Bases 308 to 544 code for a protein of 78 amino acids.
CUGCUCAUUGGUCGCAAAGGAGGAAGAUGCGAAGCUGUAGAGAAUCGACUGGGGCUUUAAAACGAUGUUGUUGGCGUGAUUAAAUUAUGUGGAUGUGCGAAAUAUCUGUGUACUGUCGAACGUUUGGAAAACCCUAAGUGUUAAAGUAUCUUUGUUUUGUGCUGUCGUAAUUUUUUGGGAUGGUAGGAGGUGAUGGCGGCCCCUUUGUGCUGCUUUGGAGGUGAAGUCCCUGCUGUGGAAAUGUAGCUUGUUAGCACGUCGAGACAGCCCUCAGUCAAGGUAGUGCUGCUUGAAUGAUGCACACGCGAUGUCUGAUGUUGAGGCCACAUACGCAGACUUUAUUGCCUCCGGCAGGACGGGACGAAGAAAUGCUUUACAUGAUAUCCUGCAGAGUCCAACUGACCCAGAAGGACGAGAACUGCCCCUCACUCUGUCUCUAUCCCAGCUCCACAUCAACACUGGAGGGGGAGAUGGAGAUGACCCGGAGGACAGCCAGAGCUCCUCCUCCGCAGCCCAGCGGGAGGCGGAGCAGAGGAACAGCUAACCUUCUGCACACUCCUUUUGGGAGCCAGAGGGUUUCAGGAUUGACUCCAGCUGUGAAUCCAUUUCUUCAGAGUGGGCUGGAGUACGGAGGUUAGCCGGUGAUGUGUUGCUCACGUCCCACCGUUGCUGUAGUGCCUAUGAACAAGGCACUGACCCCUUAAUUCCACGGUACAGGCACAGUGACGUACUCACCCAGUAACCUCGUCCCAGCUGCGGCUCUGCUGUGCGCUGGAAUAACAGACUGGCUGCUAGUGUGUAUUUCAGAUAAGCGGAGAGACAAAUUAUUUGUUCAUGUAACUGUAGAGUCAUGGUGACUGUAAUUUCAAUGCUGGCUGAAGGAGAGGAUUAAAAAAAAGGAAAACAAAGGUAACACCUACCACUUAUCCUAUGUAAAUGAGUUGUGUAGUAGUGCAAGCAGCUUGUAGGACUGCUGAAACGUCCUGAUAUACCCGGUCGCAGUGGGAGUAGCAUGUGUGUAGAGGUAGUGGCUCAGAGAUUAUCUUGCCAGUGAAUGGCUCGUGCUUCCUUUAAGUUGACACUACUGUUGAGAAUUGGGCUUCUUAGCUGUCGUAGGUCUGGUGGGGAAAUGCGGGCGGGCGGAGACACUACGUAUAUACUUCAUUAGUUGUAUUUACUGAUGCUGUUGAUGUGUUUUCUGAGAGAAAAACAAGUUACAUGUUGUUGAAACUGACCUAUAAAUAAGCAGAAUGUAGGAAUGAACCCUAGAACAUAUUUAUGGGUAUCGAGGGCACAAUUCUAGAAUAACAACCUUUAUUUUUUUUUUUUUUCCCUAGUAGCUGAUAUUUUUGUGUCUGCCAUGACAGUGCACUGCCCCAUGAUCAUCGUUGUUAAAUGCCACCAUACAUGCAUGCAUAACUUUAACACGGUGCUUUCUCCUCCAUCUUGGCUCUCAUCGAUGUCUUCAUAAGGCAAAUAACUUUUUUUAAUCGAAGUUACAUAAUCCAGUUUUCAGAAAUGUUAACUGCCACGUGACUGUUGUGCUUUCCCAACCCAUCUGUUCAUUAUCCAGCAUGAAGAAGUGUGAUGGGCGCAUGAAUUGCUUAAUAUACAGGUGUGUGUGUUUUGUCUGUCUAUAAAUGUUUUCUACUGUCACACUAGUCAAAGUAGAAUAAAUAAAUGAUGACAAUAAAAUAGCCACUUCCUUCUUUUCUGGUGAAAUUAUUGUAUGAUUUUAAAAAUGUACCUAAAUGAGUGUACAGCUCAUUUCACAGGAGUGUUGUCUGUCUCCUGGCUCAG